GUAAAUUUGUGUUUCUCUCAUCUUCUUCGAUAUGAUUCUCCAGAAAACGAUGCAAACACCAUCUCUUCAUCUCUGCAAAAGCUUCACUUUUUCUUAUUCUCCACUCUCAUGUCACAACCACAAUCUAUGCUUUGGAUUUCAAAAUGCUCUUCUUGUUCCUUCAAUCUGCAAUCUCCGGCGAAGAAACAACGCCGGCGGGAGAAAAAUCGUGGCGCAGGGCUCAAGACCAAACGACGGAAAUAACCGUCCGGCGGGAAACAAAGGGAAAGUGACUAUGAAAGGUAACAAAGAGAAUACAUGGAGCGUAGAUAACGAAAUAGCGGAGAAGGAUAAGCGUAAGGUGAAGCCAAAGGGAAGAAGAAGAGGGAAGAGAUUAGGUGGAGGAGGAAGGAAGGGUAAACAUGGUAGGGUUUUGGUUUCGGGGACGAUGUUGAUCGAAUCUGAGACUGUUCUUCAAACCCAGGAACCUGUGAUUAAGCCAGUGUGGAGGACGUUUGCGAGUAGUGUAAGUGGGAUUUGGAAAGGUGUAGGAGCUGUGUUUUCUCCAAUUACUGCAGAGAUGGAACCUAUUGAAAUUGGGAAGAAGAAUGAGAGUCUUUAUGAUUGUUAUACUCUUACUAAGAUUGAAGCGUCGCCGUCUUCUUCUGGAGGAGCUUCUUCUACAGAGUCUGAGAUACAGAGGAAGAUCAAUUGGGUAACUUUGAAUCCUCAUGGAGAAUUUUUUCAGGUUGGUGAGAGUAAAGAGGAGAUACUGGUUGAUCACACUGGUGUAGAUAGCCGUUUGCCUAAGUUUGAGUCUUUUAACUUAAAAGCUAGUGAUGUUAUGGAAGAGGAUUCUAUGGUAGACAAGCCUGGCCUCGUUUACUUUGAGGAUGGAUCUUAUUCCAGAGGUCCAGUUACAAUCCCUGUUGGGGAGAUGAGUGAAUCGAACUAUUACCUCACACCAACUUUCAAGUUUGAGCAGUGUUUGGUGAAGGGUUGUCAUAAGAGACUGAGAGUAGUCCACACAAUAGAAUUCGCCAAUGGUGGCGCAGAUAUACAGAUAAUGAGAGUUGGUGUUUAUGAGGAACAGUGGGUUAGUCCUUCAAAUUAUGAAGAACAAAGUGACAACGACGCACCAUUGGAGUUAAAACCAUUCUCACAGAGGAAACGUAUACAACCAUCAGAACUGACAGGAUCAUGGAAAGUAUUUGAAGUAAGUGCAACUCCUCUCUAUGGAGAUGAAGCCGAAUUCGAGCAGCCAGGUGAAAGCACUCCAGUUGUGUACUUGUGCACAGAAGCCCUGAAGAGAAGGAAUUUACCGGAAACAUAUGUGUCAUUUGGAGAGGAAGAGAUGAUAGAUAUGCAAGAUGUGUCCGUGAUGUGGCUCCCAGGUGGUGUGACGGCUUACGUGGAUGUGAAGAAAGAUGGAGUGUUGUGCGUUGGAGUUGGAUGGUAUUCAGAUGAAGGGAUCAAUCUUGUGAUGGAGAGAGACUAUGAUUUGGAUGGGAAUCUCAAAGAAGUUAGAUCCAAAUCCGAAAUGAAGAGACGAUGGACAGAAGAACCUAAGUAAAAAAUCCUCUGUUUCAGACUGAUGUUUGCUUACUCAUUAGUACAUAAAGUAAUCUCAAGUGAGAAGUUUGGUCGAAUAAAGAAGUAGUGAAUUUGAUUA
This is a messenger RNA of Camelina sativa (false flax), 1651 nucleotides long. RefSeq lists its product as uncharacterized. Lineage: Eukaryota; Viridiplantae; Streptophyta; Magnoliopsida; Brassicales; Brassicaceae. The record is from RefSeq and is a predicted model, not a curated record.